Hylaeus volcanicus is the source of this 3682-nucleotide messenger RNA. RefSeq names its product U4/U6.U5 tri-snRNP-associated protein 1-like. Gene Ontology annotation, biological process: maturation of 5S rRNA; mRNA cis splicing, via spliceosome. Lineage: Eukaryota; Metazoa; Arthropoda; Insecta; Hymenoptera; Colletidae. Gene Ontology annotation, cellular component: U4/U6 x U5 tri-snRNP complex. The transcript has 14 exons. The record is from RefSeq and is a predicted model, not a curated record. Bases 1609 to 3561 code for a protein of 650 amino acids.
AGACUCUAGUGAUAAAUUUGGAAGAGAAAUUGGUAGUUUUUGUUGUUAAAAAAAAAAUUUUUACUAUUUAAAAUGGAAGAAAAAAAAUCUCCGUCUUUCUUAAGAAUUUUUAUUGCUAUUUAUAUUUUUUUUAAUAUUGCUUUGGCCACUUUAUUAACCCUGUUCUCACAGAUUCUUACCAUUAUUGUGUUAUUUCCAAUUUUUUUUACAAACCUACGUUUACGUUACGUCGUGCUCGGUGUUAUUUUCCGUUUUUGGAAUGCUUUACUUUUGAUUUGGUUAAAUCCUUUUUGGAAAUUAGUUGUUAUUCGCAACCCACCUAAGUUUUACAAAACGUCAAAGACAAUUAUUACAGUUAAUCACACAAGUAAUGUCGAUCCUUGGAUUUGCUGUGGAUCUUUUUUUCCCUGGGAAACUAAAUAUGUUUUAAAAAAAGAUUUACUUUCCUUACCGAUUGUUGGUUGGGUUAUUCGAUUAGCCGGUGAUUUACCUAUACAAUUUACUAAGGAAAAAGGAGGUUGGGGAACUGAUCCUGCAUCCGUUGAAAAAGUAUUUGCACAAACAAAGAUACUACAAAAUCUUAAUAUAGGUCAAGUUGUAUUUCCUGAAGGUACAAGAUCAGCCAGUGGACGGUUAAAACUUUUUAAAAACGGUUUUUUUCAAUUUGCUUUAAAAAAUAAUAUCGAAAUUUUACCUUUCGUUAUUCAUAAUGCCAAGUCAUUAUGGCCAGUAGGCUCUUGGCUUCCCGAUAAAGGAACUGUGUACGUAGCGUUUGGAAAUCCUAUUUUACCAGAGGAAAAUGAUACCGUUGAAACUUUUAAGACCAAAACUGAUGCUCCUUUAGACGAGUACGCUAAAAAUCGCGGUCAUGGAGUUUAUGGAAAUGGUAUUGAUACUAGUCUUCUCGGACGAUGUGAAUAAAUUCCUUUUUAAUGUUUAUUUAAAAAGUAUUUAAAUGGCACGGUCAACAUUAAUAUUUGCCAGAUAACUAAAAAAGAAACGCUUUGAAAAGUUAAUUAAAGAGUAGCUUAUAAAACAAAGUCUACUUAUAAUUUUAAAUUGUUUUACUGAGUGUAUAGAAUAGAUUUACCAAAAAUUGUUUAAAAAACAUGCUAGUGAAUUCAUAGUGACAGGGUAGAAGUCUCUACAUGUAUGUCUGAAAUAGCAAUAAUUAAAUAAAAAAUUGAAGAGAAAAUCUUGCGAAAGCCGUGAAUUGAAAUUGAUAGUGUUGUUGAAAACGUUUUUUUAAUUAAUUUAUUUUAUAUUUAAGGAGAAAAACUCCUGUCAUAAAUAAGUCAUGUGUUGUCACCACAACAAGUUAUAAAGCAUAACCUAGCAUGCUUUACCCUAGAGCCACAAUUUGCAAUAAUUCAAGUUAAAAAUGAAAAAUUUCUAUAAGGAACAAUUUACAUCUAUCAAGACAUUUGUGGAAAGGAUCUUGAACGUUAGUCAUUUUUCACGAAGGUUUUUGAAUAAGUGAUGUCAGAACAUGAAAAUGACUGAUAUGUUAAAUAGUUCAGAAAUGGGGGACAGUUUUUCUUAACACUUUCUGAAAAGAAAAGUGUUACAACGUUUUGUAUCCUUGUUUUAUUUUUUAAAAAAAAUUAAAUGAUGAAAAAAGUCAUAUCGACUGGAGUUGUUUCAGAAGAAGAGGAAGAAUGUAGUGUACAAUUGUCAUGUUCUAUAGAUGAAACGAACAAGCUUCGAAAAAAACUUGGUUUAGCACCUUUACGUCUAGAAAAAUCUCCUAAAAUUCAUGUUCAAGAUACUGUUGCGACUAGUGUUGAAGAGGAAGCAAACGAUGAUGACGGUAUUGGUUUCAAAGUAAGAGAAAAGUUGUUAAAAGAAGGAGCGCACACUCAGUUAGGAAAUGAAGAGGAUUUGAAUUUACUGAAUUGGAUUUCACGUUCGAGAGCGCUGGAUGCUCAGAAAAAAAGUAAAAAAGGAUUAUUGUUAAAUUUAACAGAGGAAGAAGAAGACGAUAAAAAUGAAAGUGGUGCUCACAAAGAUGAAGAUGCGAAUUAUAUGGAUUUACGAAUCGCUCACAAUAUAUCUUCGUUUCAUAAUUUGAAACCUGGGUGUGAUAUUGUUUUAACAUUAGAAGACUCUAAAUUACUUAAUUCUAAAGGACAAUUGGAAGCUGGGAAUGGAUUUUUACAAAAUGAAAACAUUUUACGAGACGAAAGAAAAAAACUAAAUUGUCGAAAUCGAUUAUAUAAUCCUAUCGAUUCCAAUACAACGGAUCAUGAAGAUCAAGUGAGUUCAAUGAAGAAUUCAAAUGGUAUUUUAUCCUUGUACGAUGAAUGGGGUGAAACGGAUGGAGGACUUUCUUCAUCUUCUUCCUUCAAAAAAAAUGUAACAGAAAGCUACCCUAAAUUAUCUGAAAUAUCUGAAACAAAACAAUGUGUUAAAGAAGAUCGGCCUUAUAUUUCCCUUGAAUCCAAGACAAGUAUUCAACGAGAUUUUAUGAAUGAACAAGAAGUGGCACAAUAUCAACUUCAAUCUCAGAAAUCUCAUACAAAAUCGAUUCUAGCCCAAAGAAAUGAAUGUUUGCUGAAAAUGAUGAAGCGGAAAAGAAGAAAACAUACCAUGCUAACAAAAGAGGAAGCACAAGAAGAUACUGAGGCUACCUUUUUAUCUCCCUUGCUUCGCAAUACAAAAAAUUUACCUAUAGUUCUUGGUUCAGAUGAUGUCGAUCUAGAAAACACUUUUCUUUAUGCACAAUUAUCAAGACAGCUACCCAAACUUAGUCAAACAAUUGAAAUGACAAACCAAACGAAGGCAUGCAAAAAAUUAUCGGCAUCUCAAUCGUGUCGCACGCGAGACCCCGCGCAUUCGGUUUUUGAAAACGUAAAACAAUGUGAGAAAAAACAAAGGGAUUUUAAGAGCGAAGACCAAGAAGGGGAAGUUACCAUGCAACAAGAAGGCAAAGUUGAGUACUCCGAUAUUACUGAAUUUUGUCGUACACUCGAAACACCUUUUGAGAAAAUGGCAUCUUUCAAAAAAGAAUCCACAAGUCCUUGUCAUCUCCCAGCAAUGUAUCAAGAAGACCCUCUUUCACCAGAAUUGUCAACUUGUAAAAUGGAUGAAAAAGAUCAUUCGAGCGAUGUUUCACAUAUUGGCAUGCAAAACGACAUUAGCGAAAAAGACAAAGCUAUAGUCCAAAAUGUUUUAGUCGAGGAAGUUUUGGAUGGAGGUCUAGUGUCAGCGUUAAAUUUUUUGAAAUCUCGAGGGGAUUUAGAACAAGAUAUGCACCGAAAACGAAAAAAAAAUGAAAAUGUUUUACUUCAUAUGAGUACUAAUCCCAAUGAUAUAAAACUAGAAUAUAAAGAUGAAUAUGGUCGUGUUAUGACGCCUAAAGAAGCUUUUCGAUACAUAUCAUGGGUAUUUCAUGGUAAAGGUCCAGGAAAAAAAAAGCGUGAAAAAUUCUUGAAAAAAAUGGAAAUAGAGAAAAAAAUGAAAGGUGUCUUAUCCAAUCCAUCUCAAUUAUUAACAAUGCGUGCAUUACGCAAACAACAAAAAACGGGCCAAGCUCACAUUGUUUUAUCUCGAAAGACAUAAUUAAGAGAAAAAGAUAGAAGAAACCUUUUUUUUUGUUGAAUGUUAUUAUAGAUGAGUGUUGUCUUACUAUAUGGGCUCAAUUUUAUCCCGUUUGAUGUAUUUAAAAACACUUUUAUUCAUU